CUCUCAGUUUUUUUUUCUGCUGUUUCCGGUCUGGAAAUGUUUAUUUCUGCCAUCACCAUAUUUGGUAAGGGCGUUCCACGCGGCACGCACUACGUCACCAGCCGCGUCACGUCCGGUUCUCUCUCUUUCCCGUCCGCUCUCUCGACAUGGCGCCGAUCAAGCAGAAGAGGCCGACUGUUGGCAAGAAGUCCAAGAAGGGCGCUGCAUGGAGGUUCACCUUGGACCUGACCCACCCUGUGGAGGACGGCAUCCUGGACUCUGCAAACUUUGAAACCUUCCUCAAAGAGAGGAUAAAGGUCAACGGGAAGACGGGCAAUCUGGGUAGCAUCGUCCAGGUCGGCCGCAUGAAGAACAAGAUCAACGUCACGUCUGAGAAGCAGUUCUCCAAAAGGUAUCUGAAGUACCUCACCAAGAAGUACCUGAAGAAGAACAACCUCCGUGACUGGCUGAGGGUGGUGGCGUCUGACAAGGAGACGUACGAGCUGCGGUACUUCCAGAUCAGUCAGGACGACGAGGAGUCCGAGGCGGACGAGUAAACCGCCGGUCUGUGUGCGUCAGCAGCUCGAGCAGGAGAAUAAAUGUGGAAAAAUGA
Messenger RNA from Larimichthys crocea (large yellow croaker), 592 nucleotides. It is a transcript of the gene rpl22l1, whose product is annotated as ribosomal protein L22-like 1. Gene Ontology annotation, molecular function: RNA binding; structural constituent of ribosome. The transcript is spliced from 4 exons. Gene Ontology annotation, biological process: cytoplasmic translation. The coding region runs from base 147 to 536 and encodes 129 amino acids. The record is from RefSeq and is a predicted model, not a curated record. Lineage: Eukaryota; Metazoa; Chordata; Actinopteri; Sciaenidae. Gene Ontology annotation, cellular component: ribosome.